ACUCAUAUGGCCAUCAUUUCACUUCAUUCCUUGGCGAUUCAGUGCAUGGAUAGGCUGCCGUUGAAAUUUCUCCUUAGAUUUCAGAUUUUUACCAUUUCAAUUAACAUUAGCAUUUUAUACAAUACAUUAGGCUGAACUUAUUUCCCACGAAAUCUUGUACAAGGGAAUUUCAACACUUGUUUUCACCGCAAAUGCUCUUGUGGGUGUUCCUCAAUCUUUGUCAUUAUUUGCUUCGAGUGCUUCGAGAAGAAGAUGAACGAAACAUGUAAGGUAUUCAAUCAAGAGAUAAGGCUGGACAACGGCGACGACUGGGCAUUUCACUUGGUUAUCCUCUUUGACAUAAAAUCCAAUGUUGUGAUACAUACACUGGCCGAUAUAUAUGACGGGUCAUCCAUAUUUCGCUGUGCCUAAUUUUCCACCAGAAGGGUGAUAGAGCCUGCUCUGACGUCUGCAUCAGAUAUUGUCCAUUGCAUUUUUUUAUGGACAUUUUUUCCUCACUGACUUUGAGUUGAGAGAAGCAAAUUUACAUCAUCAUCAGCAACAAAAGGGGAAUGAAGAUUUAUGUUUUAUUUUUUUUACCCACGCCUCCCCUUUCACCCCCAAACAUUUACAGCUAAAACAAAUUCUUAAACACAUCAUAGCCUACAUUGUGGAACAAUCUCUAGCGCCGGAGCAUCGCUGGAACCAUGCCUCUUCUGCAGGUUUGGACUGGGAAAUUGCAACUGCCAAUUUAAUCAACAAGACGCUGCUGUUCCUUAUCAGACGUCUCUCAGUUUUUCUGGGCUUUUUCGUUUUUAAAGAAAAAGGCUUGUUAUUACUUUUUGAAAGUCUUGUGUAGGCUGUAAUGAGCAAGAUGUCGGAUCUUCUGGUGUUGGUUGAGGGGGUCUGUGACCUGCACGGAUUUCCAUAGCUUGGGAAAACAGCUUGGACCAAUUACGACGUUUAAACACGCAUUUUGUAUAAAGCCAUUACAUGACUAAAUGUAUCUUCUUUUUUUUUUGCAGCAAUUUAUUUGAAUUGCUUUUUUAAACUUUCUUUUCACAAUUUUCUUUGGACCACAAGCGGUUGGAUUAUUGAAACUAUAUAAGGAUUUGUGGAAAUGUUGGGUCCUCAAGAAGAUAAAUUAUGUGGAAUGUUCUCUGCUUUGGCGGCUCUGUCCUUCGUUUGCUUUGUUCAAAGCACCUCCACUGGACAAACCGGAAUAUCUGUGGCCAAGGCCACGGUGGACAAGUUGCUGAAGGGGUAUGACAUCCGUCUAAGGCCUGAUUUUGGAGGUGCCCCAGUCAUCGUAGGAAUGAGCAUCAACAUCGCUAGCAUUGACUCCAUCUCAGAAGUGAACAUGGAUUACACCAUCACAAUGUAUUUCCAGCAAAGUUGGCGAGACAAGCGGUUGGCAUACGCUGAGCUGCCCCUCAACCUGACUCUGGAUAACCGCGUAGCAGACCAGCUGUGGCUCCCAGACACCUACUUCCUCAAUGACAAGAAGUCCUUCCUGCAUGGCGUGACAGUGAAGAACCGUAUGAUUCGACUGCAUCCUGAUGGCACCGUGUUAUAUGGGCUCAGAAUAACCACCACAGCAGCUUGCAUGAUGGAUUUGAGGAGGUACCCCCUCGACGAACAGAACUGCACCUUGGAAAUCGAAAGCUAUGGGUACACCACAGACGACAUAGUGUUCUACUGGCACGGAGGGGACAAUGCGGUGACGGGGGUGGACAAACUGGAGCUUCCCCAGUUCUCCAUCGUGGCGCUUCGGCUGGUGUCCAGGGAGGUCAGGUUUACCACAGGUUCCUAUCCCAGGCUAUCACUGAGUUUCAGGAUUAAGAGGAACAUUGGCUACUUCAUCCUGCAGACAUACAUGCCCUCCAUCCUGAUCACCAUCCUCUCCUGGGUCUCCUUCUGGAUCAAUUACGAUGCCUCUGCAGCUCGGGUGGCCCUUGGUGUUACAACGGUGCUCACCAUGACAACCAUUAACACCCACCUUAGGGAGACCCUCCCAAAGAUCCCGUAUGUGAAAGCCAUCGACGUCUACCUCAUGGGCUGUUUUGUGUUUGUGUUCCUGGCCCUGCUCGAAUAUGCCUUCGUAAACUACGUGUUCUUUGGCCGGGGCCCCCAGCAACAGAAGAAAAUCCACGAGCGGCUGAACAAAACCAACAACGAGCGCCCGCGAUACGAAGAGAAGCGCCUGAGAGAACAGGACUCCAUUGCCACGCCGUUUCAAACCAACACCCUCAGGUCAUAUACACAGAGAAGAAAUCUGUACCUCGAGGAGCAAAGAAAAGUUGGGGUGGACGCAUACGGGAAUAUCCUGCUCACCACGCUGGAGAUGAAUAACGAGGUGAUGCCGUCAGAUGUGGGAAGUAGCGUCAGUGACUCCCGGAAUUCAGUGAUGUCAUUCGACAGCUCCGGGGUCCAGUUCAGGAAGCCCAUGGCUCCCCGGGACGGCUUCAGCCACCACUCACUGGACCGCAGCGCUAUGCGCAGCAGGGCCAACUGUCGGCUACGACGGCGCUCCUCCAAGCUCAAGCUGAAAAUCCCCAAUCUGGCAGAUGUCAGCACCAUUGACAAAUGGUCCCGGGUCCUUUUCCCCAUCAUGUUUGGAUUUUUCAACCUAAUCUACUGGUUGUACUAUGUGAAUUGAUGUGCAUCCCACUAGGAAUCAUGGGCCAUAUUUUGAGAGCACAUUAAAUUGGCUUUGAUACAGUUGGAAAAUAUGUAUACACAUAUACAAGUUGAUACAUACAGUAUGUAUAUGCAUAUUUCUAUAUAUUAUAUUUAUAUAUACACGUGUGUGUGUGUGUAAAUCUGAAGGACUUUUCUCCUGUAUAAAGUAUUAUUAGAAUGACUUGAAUGUUUAAGAAUAAUUUCAAGCCUUUGAGUUUCCUUUUCCUUGUGAAACAAACAAACUAGCAAAGAAACGAACAAACUAACAACCAUCAGAUCCCUUUGGGGGAUUUUGGAACUAAAGACUGCAUGAUAUUUUUGCUAAAAAAGAAAGCGAAAGCUCUUGAGAGAAGAGAUGUCUCAGUCUCAUUGGCUUUUUAUUGAUACUCCGUAAUCGGCGUCCUCUACUGCAGCUCAUCAAAUCAGGUGACUCGUGUGUUCAGGCAUCGGCUGAGUCAAGUCCCUAAUAUCCAGCCCCCCCCCCGCCCAUUUCCCAUGGAUAACAUACACGGAAUUCUCCGGUUCGACCCUGUACAGCAACCUUGUUUGGAUUAUGUGUCGUUCCUUGGCUUUUUUUUCGAGUGACGUUGUUCUCUUUAUGGGACAUCGGCUCUGGUACAAUGCUGGUCUGCGUUUGGGGGGCCAUCAGGAUGGGAUGUUAGACCACUACGUUUCUGAGUCAGUGCAAACUUCUCUUCAUUUCUCUAUUCAUGUUUGUUUUUAGAGCAGUUCCUUGGGGUAUUUUCAUUAUGGUUAUCCAGAUGAUGAUUAUUGUAAUUAUUAUUUUGUUUUGAAAAUACUGGGCUUUUGGGAGUGUGUCACUUAACGAGGUUCUAGUUAAUGCAUUACUAGAAAAAAAAGUCACAGGUAUGAAUUGCUCAUUUUGAUUGUUUAAAAAAUAGACAUGUAAUGUACAUUUGGUAAUUCAGUAUCCUCGUGGACAUAGUUGGCAAAUAUAAUUGUGCGUUUUCUUUACCAUCCUCCUAGUGCUUCACAUGCUCUGUAGAUACAGUAAUUAUUGCCUCAUAUUCAGCUUUGUGUUCUGUAAGGAAGAAACGAUACCUAGAAUGAACACAUUUGAAGUUAUUCCACUAUAAAAAUGUGAGAAACAAUAUUGUGUAUUAAAAAAGGGAUAUCGCCAUGGUUUAUUUGUUUGAGAGUGAAAUCAACAUAUCAGCCCAAAGUUUGACCUGUAGUUGAAUGUAAUACUCUCUCACUUUGAAACAGUUUUCACCCCGAGAAUGUUGGGCACUGAUAUUAUAGUUCCUAUGAAACGUGCCUGUCUUAAAAUUCGAAUGGCCGUGUUCUCAAAUUAGCUUUUUUAUUUGCGGUUGUAGCGGGGAGCGGGAUUAGAGGAAGAAAAAUAAUCAACCUCUCACAUCCAUUAGCUCUGAAAACACUGCAGAUCUACCACCCUUCAAAAUGGGCUCCGAGGAUCACACCCCAAAGAUCAGAAACAUCAGCAGAAUCUGGAAAAAUUGGUUUUCAGUUUUUAGGGGGCAAGACGAGAUGUGUGAUAAAUAUAGCCAUGAACUAAAUUGAGAACCAAAAAGGCCUAGAAUCCCUGUGUUAUUUUGGGCUUUUGCUCUUAAUGUCACUACAUUCCAUCUGCUCAGAUUCACUCACUAAUGAGAUGUCCACUGCAGAGUUGAUGCCAUUUUGAGCCACACUGUACCUUCAAAGGACAACCUUGUUUUUCAUUAUUUGGUUCUGCCUAGAGUGAAGAGAAGAGCAAAUGCAUUCACACAUUUAAACUGGCAUUUUCAGGCUAUCUCUGUGUUCAAACUAGCAUUGCAUUGAUUCAACAAUGCAGUGCAGUGGAUUUGAAUAUUCAUGCUAAGGAAUGACAAUUGCGGUUGUGAUUGAAACAUGCAGCGCAUUGUUGAAUACUGGGUUUGCAUGGUUAUCAAAUGAUAUGGGGUGACAGAGGGAGGAAAAGUCGCAGGUCAGAUGCAGAGGUAGCCAAACCAAGAGAUGGGGUCCUUUGGACGUUCCAGAGGAUAAGAGAGGAGAGAAUGUUGAGAGCAUCACAGUUACUGCCUUGCACAUUGCAGUGACCAAUCUCCUUAGAACUCACUGAUGGGCUCCCCUAAGUUCCAAGAGCUUGUCUCUCCAACGUCUCCUUCCCCUGGCCGGCACCAGACAGGAAGGAAACGGACCUUUAACUGGGAGCCCCGGGCCCCAUGGAGGACUAGCACAGGACAGGAUGCACCACGGGGCAGAGAGAGAGGAGAGACCGAAAGAAGGACAAAGAGCGAGAAACAGAGAUACAGAAAAGGAGAAAGAUCAGUGUGGAGCAAAGAAGAGAUCUUGGAUCCUGACGCUUUUUGCCCCAGUGAGUUGGAUCCCACUCCAAUGUUCUACCUGUAGUUGAUUGUAGACGGAACUGUAUCUGGGAUACUGUAGCAUACUGUUGUCACUGGUUACAAUGUUACGCCACCAAUGACGGCUCGUCUCUGCAACAUAUUUGAGAGAAAUGAACCAGAGUUUGCACUAAGUCCAACCUGCAAUGCCAGGUUACACUACAGCAGAAAAUGAAGCAGUACAGUGUAGCUAUUGAGACUAAAGGUUGAAAAAUGAGUUUCUGUUUAGUCUAAAACAUAAUCAGUGGAUGAUGCUAAUCUGUAGGGGGAAGAAAUACUGUAUGACGUCACUUGAUGUUACUCAGGAACCUGGUAUCAGAUUUUAAGGACCUUCCGCUUCUGCUCUCUAGUGAUCUAUGUCAAACUAGCCUACAUAAUACUUCAUAAACAUGGCAUAACUCUUGUUUUAACCAUACAUCUCCUUUUGGCAAACGACCCCUGUGGUGUCACAUAUAAGGACUUAGGCUUGCUAGUGUCGUCAGGAUUUCUAUGAAUGGUUUUGGUAUGGAUUGUGUCAUGGUUAAGAUGGCCUUAUAUGGGCUUUAGCCUAUAGAAUUCAUAAGUAACUAUGUGUAUUUAUGUUGUAUUUACUGUAAGCUUUCACUCACUCAGUCACUGAGACACCAACCAGCUGAUCAUAUUGUCAGAGUAGCGCUAGAUGUCCAACCAGCUGAUCAUAUUGUCAGAGUAGCACUAGAUGUUCAACCAGCUGUAUCAUAUUGUCAGAGUAGCAGUAGAUGUUCAACCAGAUGAUCAUAUUGUCAGAGUAGCACUAGAUGUUCAACCAGCUGUAUCAUAUUGUCAGAGUAGCACUAGAUGUCCAACCAGCUGGUCAUAUUGUCAGAGUAGCACUAGAUGUCCAACCAGCUGAUCAUAUUGUCAGAGUAGCACUAGAUGUCCAACCAGAUGAUCAUAUUGUCAGAGUAGCACUAGAUGUUCAACCAGAUGAUCAUAUUGUCAGAGUAGCACUAGAUGUCCAACCAGCUGAUCAUAUUGUCAUUGUAGCACUAGAUGUCCAACCAGCUGAUCAUAUUGUCAUUGUAGCACUAGAUGUCCAACCAGAUGAUCAUAUUGUCAGAGUAGCACUAGAUGUUCAACCAGAUGAUCAUAUUGUCAUUGUAGCACUAGAUGUCCAACCAGAUGAUCAUAUUGUCAGAGUAGCACUAGAUGUCCAACCAGCUGAUCAUAUUGUCAGAGUAGCACUAGAUGUUCAACCAGAUGAUCAUAUUGUCAGAGUAGCACUAGAUGUCCAACCAGCUGAUCAUAUUGUCAGAGUAGCACUAGAUGUCCAACCAGAUCUCGAACAGGAAACAACUAGAUCUGGCAUCAUCUUGCAGUUGUUGUUCUUGUCCACAGCCUGUAGAUAAAAAGUUCAGCUCUGUUGAUUUUCGUCUGUUAGUGAUCCAACAUACACUACAUAUGUUCCCUACCUAUGGUGUGUUUGGUUUGGCCUGGAUGGAUGGAGCCCACUAGAUAUUAAACGUAAUGCUAGGUAACCUCCCCACCCUCAAAUAGCCAGCACUUGAGCAAAAUGAGAUAUGAUUAAAUAGCAAAUCACUCUGGCUUACAUAGCUUCAAGACGGUGGUCACAAAACAGUUUGUGAAAAUGUUCAAUGGCAAUACAAUAAAUGUAAUGAUUUAAAGUGCAAAACAAGUCUUACAAAGGCAUACUAUACAAAGCGUUGAGAAACAAGGAGAAAAUACAUAAAGCCACCCAACUCUAACAAACAACUUAGGGCCAGAUGUACUAGCUAAGCAUUUGCACUUUGCAUUUAAACUGCGUAGUGAAAAUAUAAAGUAAAGGUAAGAGAUGGAUUACAACCUUUUGGCCUUUUGUUUGGAAAUAAUCAAUUUGAUCUGAAUUUCACUAUGCACUAAAUAGCUUAUACAUGUUUUGUUUUUGUUUUUCACACAAUGACAGUUAAUUUCAUAUAACCUACAGUGAAAAAUGAUUUCAUUUUUCCCAGAAGUAACUUAUGAUUGGUCUGAAUGGAAACUCUUGCAUGAGUGCAGUCAAUAUACUCAUUACAUUGAACUCACACCUACUCUACGUGCAAAUGUAAACCACUUUCAUGUCUCAAAAGCUGUGAGGAAAUACCAGCUACAUGUUUUUCAUGUUAUGAUUUAUUUUGGUUAUGCCACAUAUGUUUUGUUGAUACAUUCAUUUAGUGGAGGUAAAAAUUAGUGGAGAUACAAAAAAAAAACGAACAACAACAGCUGUUGAACUGAUUUCAAUGUGAAUUUUCUUGCCUCUUGUGUAUAUGUGUAAUUAUAUGUGAAUUGUACUGUAAAUAUGAUAUCUUUCACUGGAUAUUUCUUAAUGCAUGAACAAAACAGGGCAGUACGUAAUAGCAGCUAGCUUCACUGCUAAUGGCAUGGACAGCUUCUAUGGCAUUGGCAUACUUCUGCAAAGAAAACCUAAAAAAAAAAAAAUGUUAAGAAGAGAAGAUUAAGGUUUUGUUUUGCAUGACCUAAGUUUGGAAAGGUUUAUUUUCGUAUUUUUCUAUUUCACACUUUUCAUCAGCUUCAUUCUCACAGCCAGGAAAGGAAGGACCCAGUGUUUACAUGCUCUAGUUGCACUUGUUUUACAGCCAGCUCGACAAAACACUGUAAAACAAACUGUACAUUCAAUAAAACUGGAGAAAACUGAAAAAUGGAAUGUACAUUUAUAUCUCAUGGUCAACAUGAAUAAUAUGUACCUCUCAAUCAUAUUCACUUACUGUGUACCGAAGCACAUACAAUUUGGAAUCAAUGCACCAAGUACAUACUGUAGUUUUAUCAGGUUUAGCUUUAGCACUAACAUCAAUCGCCCUUCAACUACAAAGGAUGUAAAGGAUGCUUAACAGAAGCAUCUGAACUUAAGCCAUGAGAUUGCAUGCUGAGUGGGUAUUCCCAGCCGUUUCUCUUAAAUGAGUUGCCUCUGGACUGGGGGGGGGGGGGGGGGGGUUCUGGUCUGUUACUGAUUAUGAUGGUACUUUCAGGAGGCUAUGCUGAGUCCCAAUUAUACAUCAGUAUAGCUCCCUCUUUCAAUAAGUUUUUACCAGGGAAAACACUACUUGUAAAACAAAUAGCUAUGGGGAAAAUUCUGUAAAAAUGUUUUAAAAAAUAAAUUAAAUUGAAAGGCCACCAACCCAUAUCUAUUUUAAAGAUUUCAAUCAGUAUUUUAUAUUUAUUUUUUAUUUAUUUAUUUUUUCUUCGUAAUUGGCUGUAUUUGUUGCGUUUUGUUAUGGAUUGUUAUUAUUACUGUUGUUUUCUCAUAAAAAAAAAGGACAUGUACUUACAACCUAACCUGGAAGUAAAAUGUAUACAUUUUUUGCACUGUAAUUGAUGAGUUCACAUUGGGCGCUUUAUUUGAUUCAGUUAUCUAAUGAGGUGUUUUAUUUCAUUUGGGGUAUGAGUUGUACUCAUGGAAUCAACAUUUGUAUAGUAUGCAGUUGUAUUUACUUUCCUUGUCAGUGCCAAUUAAUGUUAUAGUGUCAAUCAGCUUUUUUUUAGGUGUUUGAGCAAAAUGUGUUUUUUUUACAAAUACAAGGUGUUAAAGUAUGUGGUAUAAAAGGAGUAUCAUUCAAACAACAGACUUUUUACUAAUAAAGGCUUAUACAGUAAAGAAUGACAAUGUCUUUUUGUUUGCCCUUUGAGGACUAAUAUCUAUUGUUUAAUUCACAUUUUUGCUGAGUUCAUUUUAAUGUGUUAGUCCCCAAAAGGUAAAUAACAUACUCUGUUGCAACAAAAAAAAAAAUCAAUUGAAAAACGAAAUAAGUUCUUUACCAUUGCAAUUCCAAGCUGUCGUGGGAGGUUUCACCUAUUUGUUUGGUGUGUUGCUUUCUCAUAAGGGCUUGUUGGGCUAUCAGCCAUGAGUACAAAAGAGAGAAAAGACAAGAGAGUGUCUUCUUGUUACAGAUUUUAAUUUGAUUACAACCAUGACGCAUCAAUGAGAGUAUACCUCCUUCCGUGCCCUAUUUCCUGAAUAAAGACACAAAGUGACUCCUGCUGA
Oncorhynchus mykiss (rainbow trout) is the source of this 9018-nucleotide messenger RNA. Its product is annotated as gamma-aminobutyric acid receptor subunit beta-4-like. The record is from RefSeq and is a predicted model, not a curated record. Gene Ontology annotation, biological process: monoatomic ion transmembrane transport. Gene Ontology annotation, molecular function: extracellular ligand-gated monoatomic ion channel activity; GABA-A receptor activity. Gene Ontology annotation, cellular component: membrane. NCBI's taxonomy places the organism in Eukaryota, Metazoa, Chordata, Actinopteri, Salmoniformes, Salmonidae.